AUGUCCUUCAACCUCCCGCCCCCAGCCUCGCCAUCGACCUCCGGCCUCGACUUCGCCGACAAACCCUAUCACACGUCGCGCAUCGACCCUUUAACCCGCUUCCAUGAGGAUGUAGCCCAGGUCCGACGCUGGGUCGAGGACAAUUUGUCGAACUUUUCCCACCUAAACGAGAUAAUUGUCCUUCGACUCGGUUCAGACACGCUCCCCCACCAGCAUCUAACCAUCGAUGCAACUACUGUUCCGCCCGUCCUAGCCACAACUAUCCCCUCCACCCUCCACAAGUCCAUAACCAUCCUGCCAGAGUACAUCCUCGACGCAAUCGAGGGGCGCAUGCACAGCCAACAUGCUUUCGGAAAACGCGCCACGCCGCCCACCCAUGGCGUCAUACCUUCCUGCUUCGCGCCCGCCGGUGUUCCGGAGCCUUGCAUGGCCGUAGACUCCAAGACGCUGCCAAAGCCGACAGAAGACGUGGCGCAGCUGAAGCGCGAUUUGACGACAUGGGGGUAUGCAAUCUGCGCAAAUGCGCUGAGCACCGAGCAGGUGCAGAUUAUUCGGACCGCGGUGGAGGAGCAGGCCGAGGCAGAGAGGCUGGUCGGGGUCGGGCAUUUGGAUACCGCGCACAAGAAGGCCGGGGAUCAGCCAAAUCAGCGGGUUUGGAACCUCCCCAACAAAGGCGACGAGUUCCUCGACCUGCUUAACCACCCACUCAUUGACGCCGUCAUGCCGUGGUUCUUGGGCGGCAACUUCAGCCUCUUCACCAUGUCGGCCAACAUCGCGCGGCCCGGCACGUCGGGAAUAUACAUGCACCGCGACCAAAUGGUCAUGACGCCGGACACGACCGCGCAUGCAUACGUGCUCAACUCCAUGUGGUAUUUGACUGACGUUUCCGAUGAGAAAGGUGCCACGCGGGUGUAUCCGGGUAGCCAUCUAACGAAUGUUUUGCCGACUAGUAUAAAUCAUGUUGGCACGUCGGUCCCUAUCGCAGCACCAGCAGGCUCAUGCGUGCUCCUCGACAGUAGAACCUGGCACUCGACGGGCGUCAACACGACCAACGAGGCGCGGCCCGUUAUCCUACAGUCUUUUUGCAGGUUCUUUAUCCGGCAGAUUGAGAGCUACCAGGCUAUUCUGAGCGACGACGUCAAAGCCAAGUUGUCGGAGCGCCAGAGGGCGCUGUUAGGUUUGCCGAGUUUGAAGCCCGUUGGCAAGGGACAGGGGUAG
Colletotrichum siamense is the source of this 1218-nucleotide messenger RNA. RefSeq names its product Dioxygenase. The record is from RefSeq and is a predicted model, not a curated record. The coding region runs from base 1 to 1218 and encodes 405 amino acids. Lineage: Eukaryota; Fungi; Ascomycota; Sordariomycetes; Glomerellales; Glomerellaceae. The transcript has 5 exons.